This is a messenger RNA of Peniophora sp. CBMAI 1063, 1545 nucleotides long. The record is from the annotation of a GenBank genome assembly. Lineage: Eukaryota; Fungi; Basidiomycota; Agaricomycetes; Russulales; Peniophoraceae.
AUGGUCGUCGCUCUGAGAUCUCUAGACGUGGCAGUCGUCUGCGCUGUAGUGGGAUGGUGGGGCUACUUGCUUACCUCGAAGCGGUCCCAUGGAUCCCUGCCACCUAGUCCUGCGCUAGCUCCAGUCAUUGGCUCUGUGAAACAGAUGAUGUCGAAACAACUUUGGCUGGUGGUACAGCAGUGGGGCAGGGAAAUCGGCGACGUCGUAUAUCUCUCCGUCUGGGGACAGCCAAUCGUGUUUUUGAAUUCCCGUCAAGCAGCCUUCGAGUUACUUGACAGGCGUGGCGCUAUCUAUUCGGACCGUCCGCGUAUGGUCAUGGGUGGCGAAUUGUGCGGGUGUGCUGACAUGGUCGCUUUCACCAGCUACGGAAACCAAUUCAAGAGACACCGCCGCCUGUUCACACAAGCCUUCGGACCACAACACAUCCCUGCCUAUCGCCCGCUAAUGCUCGACGCCACUCUGGACAUCAUCCACCGGCUCAUCGACACCCCAGAGCAGUUUCAAACUCAUUUCAGACGAUACGCCGGUGGAUUAGCGCUCCAAGUCGUAUACGGAUACAGGCCCUCCACCACGGGGCCCGACGGCUUCCUCGAGCUCGCGGAGGAAUGCAUGGAUCUUCUCGCGAACCGCAUCUCUCCCAGCGGCAGUGUAUGGCUUGUAGACGUGAUCCCUCAGCUGAAAGUACUGCCUUCGUGGCUUCCGGGCGCGAGCUUCAAACGCUUGGCUCGUCAAUGGAAGCCGAGAAUGGAGGCCUUCGUGAACUUACCUUACGUCUGGGUGAAGUCGAUGGUGUCUAGCGGCAAUGCUUCAACCUCUUUCUGCGCGACUCUACUAGAGGACAAGCGCGAGAAGAUGACCGAACUCUUCGAGCACGACCUGAAGUGGGUAGCCAACUCUAUGUAUGCGGCCAGCGCAGAUACGACCAUCGGAACCAUGAGCCACUUCGUGCUCGCCAUGACCCAGCACCUCGAGGUUCUGGAGCGCGCGCAGGAUGAGAUCGACCGCGUCGUCGGGAAUGACCGUCUUCCCACUUUCGAUGACCGCGCUCACUUGCCUUACGUGGAUGCGAUCGUCAGCGAGACUCUGCGAUACGCGGCACCAACACCGCUCGGACUGCCACAUCGGCUCAGCCAGGACGACGUGUACGAGAACAUGUACAUACCCAAGGGCACGCUCGUCUUUGCAAACAUCUGGGCGCUCCUGCAAGAUCCUGAGCUCUUCCCGGAGCCGUCGAGGUAUAACCCCGAUCGCUACUUGAACCUCAACGAGGAGCGCUUCGCCACCAUGGACCCACGCAACUACGUCUUCGGCUUCGGACGCAGGAUCUGCCCCGGCGAGCACAUGGUGGACUCUUCUGUCUGGCUGCUCAUCGUGUGCAUGAUUGCCACUCUCAAGAUAGACAAGGCGAAGGACUCUACGGGCAAUCCCAUCGAGCCUGUCGUCGAGUAUCCGAACUCCGUCUUCAGGACGCCCGCUCCGUUCAAGUGUAGUAUCACUCCACGCUCGGCAAAGGCGCUGGCUUUGUUGGAUGCGAAUGAGCAUUGA